AUGACCGCAUAUUCUCUGUUUGACCGGCCGUCGUUCGACGAGAAGCUCAGGUCGAUCAGCAACCCACUGCACCUCAGCUGCCUUUUGGCUGCCAUGUCCGCAUUCUCGGCACGCUUUGUCGCGGAAAGCCAUGGGAGCGACUGGACUGAUCCUCUCCACGAGCACCCCAGUAAGAUCCCAUGUCCCGACCACUUCCACCAACUGGCUCUCCGUUGCGAGGAGGAGGCGUUGACCGACUGCGGAGAUGAUGCUCCUCCUCUGGACUUUCUCCAGGCCGUCAUCUUGAGCACGUGGUUCCAGCUGAUCAAGGGCGUCCGUGGACGAUCCUGGAGGUGGUUAGGUAUUACCAUCCGAAUGGCGUACGAGUUGAAUCUCCACCUCAUUGAUGCUGGCAAAUCUGAAGAUUGGGCGCCCUCCACGCCCGCCGAGGUACAGGAGUGGUGUGCCGAUGAAGAGCGGAGGCGGGCCUGGUGGGCCAUCUGGGAGAUGGAUGCUUUCGCCAGCACCAUCAAACGCCUGCCGACGGCCAUCAAGGCGUCACAAAACCACACCCACCUUCCCAUCGAGGACCGGUUUUGGAUCGGACGCCAGUUCCAUGCCAGCUGUCCUCUGAAAAUGGAGCCUAUGGACCGGUGGAAGUCGCUCCAAAGAAGCGGCAACGAGAGUCCCGUGGCUUGGCUCAUCCUCGUCGCAUCGUUGAUGCAAGAUGCACAGGUCUCGAGUCCCGGAGGCGCGGUACAUCACCUCACAGCAAAGAUCGGCAGAAUGGAGCCUGGGGCUUCACAAGAAUCGCUCUCGUCCACGGAGGAAACGGCGCGGGCUCUGACCGUGACGACGCAUGCACUACAAUGCACCCUCAUGACCUUGCCUGAUGCACUCUGCUACCGAGAUGAGUAUCUGAGCUUUUCAUCCCCCAACCAGGCCGAGACAGUUGACCGCCGGAAAGUGGACAGUGCCAAAUACAGCAUCCAUCUCACCGCCCAGCUGGCCAAGUUCAUGAUCCACUCCCACAGUCUGUUUGGGCAAUCAUCCCCAGAACCGGGCGACACGGACCAUGAAACUCGGAGCAGUGGUAGACGGAACUCUUCCUCAGACCCCCCGCACAACUCCAACGCCACAGGGGGGACCAAGAAAGUGAUCGACCGCCAUGCCCUGCGGCAUUAUACGGAUUCGGCCAACAACGUGCUGGGGAUCAUCAACCGCAGCUCCCCCAACCACAUCCGAUAUGUGAAUCCAUUCAUGGCGAGCACCGUCUGGCUGGCGGCGGCGGUGCAAAUCGUCGAAGCCAACAUUGGGACCCCAAGCAAGGACAAGGUGAUCCAGGAUUCCAAGGUCGAAAUCCUCCGGUUGACCUACGAGAAACACGUGAGAUUCUGGGACACGCCGAGGACGCUGCUACACGGGCUUGAUGCGCUCGAUGCACACCUCAAAUCGACCAUCUCCUCCAGACACGUCAACGGCACCUCCGCCCAAGGUGACAAGGGACAAGGAAACGGUAGUCAUGUGAUCAAGGACUUGCCACCGAUGACACCGCAGGAAAGAGGGCCGAACUUGACAGGAACCGGACAUUCGAUCAUUUUCCGACGUUCAGUGACCCCCUCUGCCCAGAAUACGGCCUCGAGCGCCUCCCACGCCUCUACCAAGCUCGUCCCAACCGUGGAGGAAGACGUCUUACUCGGGCCGAGCGUGGAGGACAAUUAUUUCCCCGACUUUGAGCAAGCUCGGGAGCUGGAUUUGGACAAUUUAGGCUUCGACUUUGAUUUGGGCUUCGGCAUGGCCGCCGAUCUGGAAUGUUCGCUUAUGGCUCAAUGGAGGAUCCCAGACUGA
Capronia epimyces CBS 606.96 is the source of this 1827-nucleotide messenger RNA. RefSeq lists its product as uncharacterized. The transcript has a single exon. Bases 1 to 1827 code for a protein of 608 amino acids. Gene Ontology annotation, cellular component: nucleus. Gene Ontology annotation, molecular function: DNA binding; zinc ion binding. Lineage: Eukaryota; Fungi; Ascomycota; Eurotiomycetes; Chaetothyriales; Herpotrichiellaceae. Gene Ontology annotation, biological process: DNA-templated transcription. The record is from RefSeq and is a predicted model, not a curated record.